UCACCCUCUUAUUUCUUUUUCAUUCUUUUGACAGCUCUUCUUGGUCUUAUUAAUCCCUUAUUUUAUCCAUAUCCUCUUUUCAAAUGCACCCUGUCCCAACCUUUUUCUGAUCUCAUGGAUUUUGACGAUACCCGUGUUUCUUCCCAACGCCUUAUCCUACCUACAGCCGCUCCUAGUACUAUUAUCCUGAGCUUCAUAUCACGCUCGUCUGCUUCCCAAUGGACUCGGGAUUUGUCUCUCCUGUUCCAGUCUACAGGCAUAAUCAGAAGUUCGAUCGUGAUGAUGCAUGCUAUCUCAAAUCAAACCCCACUUUGUUGGGACAUGUCGUCAGAACCCCAUACGAUGUCGAUGAACAUGAACUGCUGUCGGAUGUUCUGAUCCUCAGGUAUACCGAGAUCCCCGAAAACGAUCUCAUGAGCUUUACAACAACCGGCGUGCCUCCCAAAGGAUACGUUUUUGUCAGCUUUGUUGAGCCUUCGCAUGGUUGUGCUCUCAUCCAUGAAGACGACCUCGAACUCGUCGAUCGAGUCCUGGAUCUGGGGCAAACGGUAAAACGGCACCCGGAUGAUACCAUCAGCGGAACAAUCAUCAGUACAACCGCAACAUGUACUCUAGAACCUAUUGCAUUUCAACCAGUAGACCCGGUGACAGGAGAGUAUGGGCCCCUCAGAUUCACAGAAAAGCCGCUCAACAAUAUGGUGGGCUCUCAAGCGGCUGAGAAUGCCGAACUCGGUCCUCCUCUACUUUACGAUAUCUCAUUAUCAGAUCUCACCAAACACGAGGAGUUUUCCGAGGGUGACUUUAUCAUAUAUCGUCAGAAGCUGGGAGUCAUUCAGCAAGUCGAACGCGACGCGGUUUUGCUUCUUCCAAAUCUGAAGGUUACCUCCCCACUGGAUCCAUUCGCUCUCGAGCUUCCACUUUGUUCUAACCCCAAAGCUGUGGUUUCAUUACCCGAGACUGAUGCUUUGAAGUCACACGAUAUUGGGAACGGAGAAUAUCUAUGGACAUCAGAGACGGAGUUCAUCUUCCCCGGCCAAGCGACUAUCACUGAUGCAUCAAAUAUCAGCCGUGGAGACCUCCCUCCCGGAAUGCAAAGCUUGCUGGUACAGGGCUAUGUAAUGGCAACCCCUUCAAUGGAUGUACAUAUCGACUGGCUCUGCCCUAAUGUAUUUUCCGCGGAGUCCCGAUAUCAAACCCCGAAUUCCGAGGUUAUGAGGGCAUCUGCAUUGCAAGGAACCGCCGUGAAAUGCGACUUCGGCCGUCCGCUAAGCGAAAGUUCUUCAUCGUCGAGCUUUCGGUGUGACUCCCAGCUCGAGAUCGGGGAUCGAGUCCGCUUCCGCAACACAGCGAGUGCUGUAACAAAGUAUUCUCAAUUCAGGCAUAUCCCUGCGGACCAGACCUUUGGGUAUGAUCUAAACAUUUUUCGGAUUGUCUCUUCCAGAACACAAGUGGCCGUUCAAUGGCAGGAUGGAACUGUUUCUGCUGAACAAGGCACCUCGUUGCACAAGAUUGCUAGUGGUGAAGACGAACUUUGGCCUGGAAAUAUAGUCGUUCUAAAAGAUAGGGUCGAAGCCAUUGGAGGACCUCUUACACAUAAUGCGGAGCCAUUUCCACACUUCCUACGCAGCCGCAUGAGGGGGGCAUUGCGUAUACCUCAGGUUGGUAUUGUUCAGGCGGUUGACAGCCGAGAACGAAUAGCGUCUGUCCGUUGGUACGAUAAUAUGGUGGAAUUAUUUUACGGAGGGAAUGCCCUAAACCCCUACUCUUCUCUUGGGGUACUUAGCGACACUAUAACCAAUGUUUCUAUCUACGAGCUUACCACCUACGGCGGCUUGAGCAGAUUCUUGGACGACCUAGUCAUCCUGGCACCGGAGUCGGUUGAUCGGUCUGCCAUAAUCCCGUCACCCUCUGACGAACCUGUCAGAGCCGUCGGUCCUUGUCAGCUGAGCUUCCUAUCCCCAAUCACAUACCUUGAUUUGUCUGUUUACCUUCAGGCCAUGAAGUCGGCGAUGAUCAACUCGGCGUGGUUCAAAAACACGACAAGGAUAAAUACAUCCCCUACGCAUCGGCGGUAUAGCGUUCAUAAUGAAAAUACUGAUGGGAGCUCCUCGGUCAACUUUUUUGGGAAAAUAGUUGGGGUGGACACCAACGGUAUCAUCACUGUUCGUCUCCCCGGCGCCGCCAGUUGCCGUGACAUCUGUGUCCCCCUAGAGAGGAUCCUAAUGGUAAUAGAUCUGGACGAAUCUAUACCAGCUGUCCCUGUCCAGUCCUUUGAUUUUUUGACCCUUGCCGGCAUGGGUCCAUUCAGAUCCCGAGAUGAUUCAUCAACCUUCCACACAUUUGAAUAUGAGGGGGGUGAGCGUCUUGAUAAUGACAGCGCUGACGAUAAUUGGAUGACUGAAGAUGAAUCCUAUGAUUCUGCUGACUCUGAUGAACUGAUUCCUGUUCCGGAAAGGAUGGUUGAGGGUGGGGAAGUGGUUGUGACCGCGGUAUCCGAAAUCAAUCCCCCUGAAAAGCCCGAUUCACAUCAUGAAGGAGAGUCCAGCAUCGACAAUGCCGCUAAAAUAUUCGAAGAAAUCAAUAUACUCCACAUCCUCUCUUUUCCUACACCAUCGUCAUGUCCUCAGGGGUUUGUUGUGUUGGAAGACUCGCCUCCCUUGGACCAUCAUUUUUUAUCCAAGUCUACGUUGGUAUCAUCAAGACUACGAAUGAAGCGUAUUCGCAAAGAAUUUGAGGUUUUGGAGUCGUCCUUACCUCCGGGUAUAUUUGUGCGCACAUGGGAGUCGAGGAUGGACUUGUUGCGAGUGAUGAUCAUUGGACCGGAAGGCACGCCCUAUGAACAUGCCCCAUAUCUUAUUGAUUUUCACUUGAACGAAGACUUUCCGAACAGUCCCCCAUCCACAUUCUUCCACUCCUGGACUAAUGGACAGGGGGCUGUCAAUCCGAACUUGUAUGAGGAUGGCAAAAUCUGCCUCAGUAUUCUAGGAACGUGGCCGACUGAGAACCCGGAUGAGACCUGGUCACCUCUAAAAUCAACUGUGUUGCAAAUUUUAGUUUCCAUAAUGGGGCUUGUUUUGGUCAAGGCUCCAUUUUACAACGAAGCAGGCUACGAAGUUCUUGCGGUUGAAGAUAGCAGACGGGUCGAGUCUUCACAGUAUACAGAGAAGGCAUUCCUUCUAACAAGGAAAUUUAUUCAUCGGGCCUUGCAAUACCCAGUUGCGGGCCUGGAAGACGUUUUGAAUUGGUACUAUGUCCCUGAUCCGAGUCCGGAGCGCCCACAACUACUACGCAGAGCCAUCAUUGAAGCGCUCGGUAUGAUUGAGCAUCAUAACCGCACGUCUCAUGGACAAAAUGACCAAGAUAAGGCAUCAGUGUUCUUUUCGCGUCUCAGUUUAGGUGCAGUGGUCAUGCUCAGAAAACAUGUCACCGCUCUUGAAAGGCUCGAGUUGGACCUCAUGGCACAGAAACAUUCCUGAGUUCCUGGUGUCAGUUAAAACCAUUCCAUUGUUGCAUAUUUCUGUUCUGCCCGGGCUUCUAUCUUUAGCUUUCCAUUCAUUCUUAGACUCCCAAGCCUAGGAACGUUCUUCGAUAUCGCUUUCUUUGUUUUCUUGAACAUACAUAGUCCAUUCGCUUGAAACGGAAGAACGAGUAGAACAGAGAUAAUGAAUACAUUUGCAGUAGAAACUUUCAAUGGUUCUAGGCCUAGUAGAUGCAAGGAAGGUCUGUCUACCUUUAUCUAGAUGGAUUGAUCUAUCACUGUAUCUUUGCAACUAGAGCGCGAACUCUCAAGUUUAACCACAAACAACAAAAUAAAAAAAAAACAUGUCCUUAUUGAAUUGAGGACUCAGUAGUCUAUUUUGCAUCACCCCCGUCAUCAAAGCUGGC
This is a messenger RNA of Aspergillus ochraceoroseus IBT 24754, 3885 nucleotides long. Its product is annotated as ubiquitin-conjugating enzyme E2. The transcript has 6 exons. Lineage: Eukaryota; Fungi; Ascomycota; Eurotiomycetes; Eurotiales; Aspergillaceae. The coding region runs from base 219 to 3476 and encodes 1085 amino acids. The record is from RefSeq and is a predicted model, not a curated record.